AUGAAAUCGGGACCCGCCCGACGGCGCAUCCAGAGCUUGCAGGUCAGCAAGUGCAGCUUGGGGUGCCCCAUUCUCGACGCCUUCCUGGGGGGCGGGCUAAGCAGCGGCAGCAUCACAGAGCUCGUGGGGGAGGCCACCACCGCCAAGACACAGCUGUGCCUGCAGGCCCUGGUCCACGCCCGCCUCUCCCUCGGUGGCUCCGGCGUGUACAUCUACACCGAGGGCGACCCGCCCCUGGACAGGCUGCACCAGCUGGCCCAGGCGGCCGUGGCACGCCGCAAAACCCCCCUCUCCGCCGGCGACGUAGUGGCCGGCGUGUUUGUGGAGCGCGGCGUCGACUGCGGCGAGGCCCUGCUGGCCAGGGUCAAGGCCCUGCAGCCCUUGCUGGCCCGCGUCGCGGGCACCCCAGCCCCCGUGCGCCUGCUGGUGGUCGACUCCCUGGCCGCCCCGCUCCGCGACCUGGGCCCCAGCCCCGGCCGACGCGAGCUCCUGGCCCGGGCGCAGACCUUCUUCCGCCUCGCGGCCGCGCUGCGCGCGCUGGCGGAUCGCCACGGCUUCGCGGUGCUGGUCACGAACCAGUGA
Auxenochlorella protothecoides is the source of this 582-nucleotide messenger RNA. RefSeq names its product DNA repair and recombination protein RadA. The transcript is spliced from 4 exons. Gene Ontology annotation, biological process: t-circle formation; telomere maintenance via recombination; resolution of mitotic recombination intermediates. Lineage: Eukaryota; Viridiplantae; Chlorophyta; Trebouxiophyceae; Chlorellales; Chlorellaceae. The record is from RefSeq and is a predicted model, not a curated record. Gene Ontology annotation, molecular function: ATP-dependent DNA damage sensor activity; ATP binding; four-way junction DNA binding. Gene Ontology annotation, cellular component: replication fork; Rad51C-XRCC3 complex. Bases 1 to 582 code for a protein of 193 amino acids.